AUAUUACCUUAUAGCUAAGCAUUUUGUUGCGUCAUCAAACCAUUCUAGAAGCAAACAUGGACUUCGUCAAAAUACUUUUAUUCAUCUCUCUCAUCCGUGGCUCGCUUGCAGGGCUAAAGUUACCAGCUGGAACCUGCGUUUCCAAAAUCGUAGAUGGGAAACUCAUCCAAGUUGGAGAUUGCAAGAAAGACGAUGGAUCCGAAAUCGCAAGAUUGAUCCAAAAGAGUCUUGAUGAGAAGAAACAAGCUCAAAUUUUAGGAAAAUGUGACGCUACAUACAAUUCAAAAUGUUUCCGAACAGUUGUGUAUGCUACAGCCAACGUCACGUUCAACAAUGCCGAACCCAUUUGCAAAUCAAUAAACGGAAAACUCGCGAAUAUUUACGACCUCGCGCAUCUCCAGCUGUUGUUCCCUCAUCUACGUUUACUGAUCCCUGCUGGUCAGGAAUGGAUUCAAAUUUGGACUGGAAUGGAGUUUAAGAACGAGCAGCUAUUGCUGUCCAAUGGAGAAGCGAUCACAUUAACAGAGGCGUGGCUUCCGAAUUUUCCGAAGAAAUAUAAUUCCGCUGCAUCGUACACGAACGUUGCUCUUUAUGUCUAUCCAGGGAUGGAUUCAGAAGGAAUAUUCAAUGAUCCACCAACAAUACCACAGUAUGGUGUGAUUUGUGAAAUAUAAAAUCAACUCAAAACUUGACAGAACUUGGGUUGGACAUUUUCGAGUGCUCCUGUAGUAUGUUCACUAAGAUGACGCACAACCUGAACAUAGUAUGUGUACCAGGUUUGGGUUAUCAGGUUGUGUGACAUCUUGGUGUACAUACUAAGAAAGCACCCAUUUUCGAAUACCUCUUCCCUUGGAAAGACAUCUCACUUCGGUGUGAAGUAGUAAGCACUCAAAUGCUUAUGUAUACUCAAAUACGUAUACGCCUAUGAUAUGGCUCCAGGGCCACGGGCUAAAUAUACUGUAGCUCUGGUUCUGAAGCCUUAGUGAUUUCCAACCAGUUCCCCAUCCGUGGCUAUGGCACAGCAGACAGAGAGUUAAACUCAUUAAUAGGGCUGGGCAAUUUCGAAUACCUGAUGAUUUCCAAAUCGAAUCUUUUUUUUCAAAUCGAAUUUGGAACACUUAGGGCAGGGGUCGGAAACCUACUAUAAUCCGGCCCGCGACGUUUCGCUAAAUUAUAGUAACAAAACAUUCGUUUUGACGAAUAUAUUCUUUAG
Styela clava is the source of this 1213-nucleotide messenger RNA. Lineage: Eukaryota; Metazoa; Chordata; Ascidiacea; Stolidobranchia; Styelidae. The record is from RefSeq and is a predicted model, not a curated record.